Messenger RNA from Corythoichthys intestinalis (scribbled pipefish), 1355 nucleotides. RefSeq names its product lin-7 homolog B (C. elegans) (gene lin7b). The transcript is spliced from 6 exons. Gene Ontology annotation, biological process: neurotransmitter secretion; maintenance of epithelial cell apical/basal polarity; protein localization to basolateral plasma membrane. NCBI's taxonomy places the organism in Eukaryota, Metazoa, Chordata, Actinopteri, Syngnathiformes, Syngnathidae. The record is from RefSeq and is a predicted model, not a curated record. Gene Ontology annotation, cellular component: synapse; cell-cell junction; MPP7-DLG1-LIN7 complex. The coding region runs from base 218 to 880 and encodes 220 amino acids. Gene Ontology annotation, molecular function: L27 domain binding.
CACUCCGUUUGUACCAGUGUAAUGUAGGUCGGUCUCUUCUCGACCUCGUCGACGCACGCAGACCCCACUCAAGCCGCCACUCACUUAUUUGCCCGCUCGUAAAGCGCUGCCCUUGUCCGUGCGCUGCUCAAUCUCACCUCUGUUGGCUCCCUAACGAUGGAGCAGGAGAUGCUGUAAAACGAGACAGACGGACAAACAGCAGGCAAGAACGCUUACGAUGAUGUCCUCUUACUAUCAUCCAGCCAAGGAGGCAGACAUGGCGGCCAUGGCGGAACCACUCUGCCUAGAAAGAGAUGUGUGUAGAGUGAUCGAGCUGUUGGACCGGCUGCAGCGCAGAGGUGAAUUGCCUCCUCCCAAGUUGCAGGCCCUGCAGCGAGUGUUGCAGAGCAAGUUUUGUGCCGCCAUCAGAGAGGUGUACGAGCAACUGUAUGACACGUUAGACAUUGUUGGGGGACCAGAGGUGCGAGCGCAGGCGACAGCAAAGGCCACCGUGGCAGCCUUCGCGGCCAGCGAGGGCCACGCCCACCCCCGGGUGGUGGAGCUGCCAAAGACGGACGAAGGUCUGGGCUUCAAUAUCAUGGGGGGUAAAGAGCAGAACUCCCCCAUCUACAUUUCCAGAGUGAUACCCGCGGGUGUGGCCGACCGACAGGGGGGUCUGAAGAGAGGGGACCAGCUGCUGUCUGUCAAUGGAGUGACUGUGGAAGGGGAGCACCACGAGAAGGCCGUGGAGCUGUUAAAGGCCGCCCAUAGCUCUGUCAAAUUGGUGGUGCGCUACACCCCAAAGGUCCUGGAGGAAAUGGAGGCUCGCUUUGAGAAGAUGAGGACCGCCCGGAGACGACAACAGCAUACAAGUUACACUUCUCUGGAGUCCAGGGGCUAAGUCAUCCAAUGGCUAUCAACCACGUCGUCACCCAUCCCACCUGACGCUUGUGUCCCAGUUGGAGGCAUGACUAUAUAUGACAAGUAGAAAACCAAAGUAGCCUACAAACGCCUGCUACCUGAAAUGAAGCCAAACACUGCAGUUUGAGUUCAUCCCUUUCCCCCCCUUCCCGUUUCUUAGGAAAAAAAAUACAGUGGUAGCUUGUAGCGUCAAAUCCCGGUGUAGAAACAGAAAACAUAAAUGUAAUGGUGGCUUAACUAGAUUUUAAUGUUCCUAUUCAGAAUUUGUGCAGUAUGUGGACCACUGUGCUAUGAAGAAGUGUGUAGUUUGUGUAAUAAGACACUUAAGCCUUCAAGACCAUUUCUGUGAACAAACAGAGGGUUGGCAUGACGUGAUCAAAAGGAAGAACUACCCUCAGUGGCUGCUAUAAUCAUGAAAUAAAUGGUGUCAAACUGUCUUUUCAACUCUCUAUUUC